AUGGUCAGCUACUCUACUAGUCCAAUGAACGUCAUGCGUUGCACGGUGUGUCAUCAGGAGUACAAACAGAUUGACAUGGUGGACAAUUACUUUGUCAAGGACACUUCAGAGGCCACAAGCACAUCAGUGGAGAACUCUACACAGGUUUGCACCAGCUGUGAAGAUAAUGCCAGUGCCAUUGGAUUCUGCGUUGAAUGUGGGGAGUGGCUCUGUAAAACCUGCAUUGAAGCACAUCAACGGGUCAAAUUCACUAAAGACCAUAAAAUACGCAAAAAAGAGGAAGUAUCUUCUGAAUCGGUUGGGACGUCAGGCCAGAGACCUGUCUUCUGUCCAGUACACAAACAAGAGGCCCUCAAGCUCUUCUGCGAGACAUGUGACACUCUAACCUGCAGAGACUGCCAGCUACUUGAACACAAAGAACACAGGUACCAGUUUCUAGAAGAAGCCUUUCAAAACCAGAAGGGCAUCAUUGAGGCCUUCAUGACUAAGUUGCAAGACAAAAGAAACUUUGUGGAGUUUUCUGUAUCUCAGGUGCAAAACAGAUUUAAAGAAGUUUCUGAGACGCAUAAGAAGGUUGAACAUGAGAUAAAAAUAGCAGUCUUUACUCUCAUCAAUGAAAUCAACAAGAAAGGCAAAUCUCUACUGCAGCAGUUGGAG
Molecule: messenger RNA, 657 nt
Organism: Sinocyclocheilus anshuiensis
Lineage: Eukaryota; Metazoa; Chordata; Actinopteri; Cypriniformes; Cyprinidae
Product: E3 ubiquitin-protein ligase TRIM33-like
Exons: 6
Cellular component (GO): chromatin
Molecular function (GO): zinc ion binding
Source: RefSeq, a predicted model, not a curated record